UCCUGAAGGGAUAGACAUGUCCUGACCCUCCCAGAGUUUACCCAUCUUUCCUUUCUCACAUCUGUUUUCAGGUUCUAUGAGCUGCGAGUCCCAGGACGUCAGGCACUGGCAGGGGUGGUGCAUAGUGCCUGGUUCAAGCAGAGUUAUGACAGGAAGGAAACCAGCCAGUGGACUGAAGCAUUGUGAUUUUCCUCCUCAAGAUCCGACAGUCCUUUGGGGAAAAUGUGGUCAAGGAAUCUUAUGGCAAGGGCAUUAUAUGACAAUGUCCCAGAGUGUGCUGAAGAGCUGGCCUUCCGUAAGGGAGAUAUCCUGACUGUCAUAGAGCAGAAUACUGGGGGACUAGAAGGAUGGUGGCUGUGCUCUCUACACGGUCGUCAAGGCAUUGUCCCAGGAAACCGAGUGAAGCUUCUGAUUGGUCCUGUGCAGGAGAACCCAUCCAGUCUUGACCAGCCUACUUCUGGGCCAGGGCACCAGACUUUGGGCCAACAGAGGCUCUAUCAAGUGCCAAACUCACAGGCAGCAUCUCGUGACACCAUUUACCAAGUGCCACCUUCCUACCAGAAUCAGGGAAUUUACCAGGUACCUACUGGCCAUGGUACCCAAGAGCAAGAUGUUUAUCAAGUGCCACCAUCAGUACAAAGGAGCAUUGGAGGCACCAAUGGUCCCCACUUAAGUAAAAAGGUGGUCACCCCGGUGCGGACAGGCCAUGGCUACGUGUACGAGUACCCAUCCAGAUACCAAAAGGAUGUCUACGAUGUCCCUCCUUCCCACGCCACUCAAGGGGUAUAUGACAUCCCUCCUUCAUCAGUGAAAGGCCCAGUGGGAGAGAUAAAACCUCAAGGGGUAUAUGACAUCCCCCCAACUAAAGGAGUCUAUGCCAUUCCACCAACUGCCUGCCGAGAUGAAGCAGGCCUUCGGGAAAAGGAAUACGACUUUCCUCCUCCAAUGAGACAACCUGGAAGGCCAGACAUGAGACCUGAGGGGGUUUAUGACAUCCCCCCAACCAGCACCAAGCCAAUGGAGAAGGACCUUCACACUAAAUGCAACUGUGAUGUUUCAGGAGCCACUGAAUCUGUGGCUCGAAGGCACCAGACCCUGUCCCUUCAUCAUUCGCCCCCACAGCUGGCUCCAUCCUCAGACACUCCGAGUGAUGCCUAUGAUGUCCCCCGUGGGGUCCAGUUUCUGGAACCACCCACAGAAAGCCAUGAGAAAACACACCCCCAGGAAAGAGAUGGUGUUUAUGAUGUCCCUCUUCAUAACCCAGCAGAUACUAAGGGCUCUCGGGAUGUGGUCGAUGGAAUAAACCGACUGUCUUUCUCCAGUACAGGCAGCACCAGGAGUAAUAUGUCUACAUCUUCCACCUCUUCAAAGGAGUCCUCCCUGUCAGCCUCCCCAUCUCAGGACAAAAGGCUCUUACUGGAUCCAGAUACAGCCAUUGAGAGGCUCCAUCGGCUCCAGCAGGCCCUGGAGAUGGGUGUGUGUAGCCUUAUGGGACUGGUCACCACAGACUGGAGAUGCUAUGGAUACAUGGAACGACACAUCAACGAGAUACGCAAUGCAGUAGACAAGGUAGAACUGUUUCUGAGGGAGUACCUCCAUUUUGCCAAGGGUGCUGUAGCAAAUGCCUCCUGCCUCCCAGAACUCAUCCUCCAUAACAAAAUGAAGCGAGAGCUCCAAAGAGUCGAGGACUCUCAUCAGAUUCUAAGCCAAACCAGCCAUGACUUAAAUGAACGCAGCUGGUCUCUGAAUAUACUUGCCAUCAACAAGCCCCAGAACAAGUGUGAUGAUCUGGACCGGUUUGUAAUGGUGGCCAAGACAGUGCCCGAUGAUGCCAAGCAACUGACCACCACCAUCAACACCAAUGCUGAGGCCCUCUUCAGACCAGGCCCCGGCAGUUGGCAUCAGAAAAAUGGGCCUGAGAACCUCAUCAACUCACCCGAGUACACACACCCUGCGUCCCAGAUGCAGCUGCUGCAGCCUGGUGACUAUAAGACCCAGGCCCACAACAAACAACUGACCUCUGCUCUGGGCAAGGAGCAGCCACCCGACUAUGGUAGCAGCGAUGGCUCAGAAAGAAGCUGGAUGGAUGAUUAUGAUUAUGUCCACCUACAGGGUAAGGAAGAAUUUGAGCGGCAACAGAAGGAGCUAUUAGAAAAAGAGAACAUCAUCAAACAGAGCAAGAUGCAGCUGGAACAUCAUCAGCUGAGUCAGUUCCAGCUAUUGGAACAAGAAAUUACGAAGCCAGUAGAGAAUGAUAUCUCCAAGUGGAAGCCCCCUCAGAACCUCCCCACCACAAACAGCACUGUGGGGGCCCAGGAUCGGCAGUUGCUUUGCUUCUACUAUGACCAGUGUGAGACUCAUUUCAUAUCACUUCUCAAUGCCAUUGAUGCUCUCUUCAGCUGUGUCAGUUCAGCUCAGCCUCCCCGGAUCUUUGUGGCUCACAGCAAGUUUGUCAUCCUCAGUGCACACAAACUGGUGUUCAUUGGAGAUACCUUGACAAGGCAGGUGGCUGCCCAGGAUAUCCGCAACAAAGUCAUGAACUCCAGUAACCAGCUCUGUGAACAGCUCAAGACCAUAGUAAUGGCAACCAAGAUGGCAGCCCUCCAUUACCCCAGCACUACAGCCCUGCAGGAAAUGGUGCAUCAAGUAACUGACCUGUCCAGAAAUGCUCAGCUCUUCAAGCGUUCCUUGCUGGAGAUGGCCACAUUCUGAGGGGGAAAAAAAGGACCAGGAGGGGACUGAACGAAUGAUUAUUACGGAAAACUGGAAAUACUAUCUGGUUUUUGUAAAUAUUAUCUAUUUUUGUAGAUUAUUUUAUAUGAAAAUGGAAUAUUUUAACAUUUUAUGCAUUAGACAACUUUCAGAAAAUUCAGGGAGCUAGAGAGGGAAAUCAUUUAUUUUUCCCUGUGUGGUUCUUAUGUAUACAUAUAAGUAUCUAAGACAUAAGCUGUAUAGAUAUUUGUCCAUGUGUUGUGGGUUCAUGUUUGUUUGUAGAUGUUUGUCUGAUACAUUCCAUUUGAAAAAAAAUAACAUGAAUUAAAAAGCACCUUAGUAAGUACCUCCAAAUGCUGCAUUUUGGGGAUUUUUUUAGAAAAAUAUACCAGCUGUUUGUAAUAUUGCUCUACAUGCUUUCGUGAUGAUCUGAGCCUGGCACACCCAAAUCUGGGAAACAUAGUAUGUUUGCCAAUGUUCGCCUCCCACACAAUGAGGCAUGGUAUGGCUUAUUCAUGUUUGGAAACUUCUUUCAAAACUGACUGUCUUGAACACAUUCUAACAAAAUGUUCCAUUUAUGGUUGAAAAAGUUCUUUUGGAGAGCAAGUUUCAAAAAGUCUACAUUAACCCAAGUUCCAGAGUGUCAGGUGCCAGGAAGAAAGAGGGGCACAAGCACUCUACUAAGAAGCUACAUCCAUAUUUGAUUAAAAUGGGGUUAUUUUAACACUUGACAGCUACAGUAAAAUGAAAUUAGUUUCCCUGGGGCUACUGGAUCUGGGUUUGUGAGUGAUUCAAACAUGAGACUUU
Perognathus longimembris pacificus (Pacific pocket mouse) is the source of this 3519-nucleotide messenger RNA. RefSeq names its product neural precursor cell expressed, developmentally down-regulated 9 (gene Nedd9). Gene Ontology annotation, biological process: cell surface receptor protein tyrosine kinase signaling pathway; cell migration. Gene Ontology annotation, molecular function: protein binding. The transcript is spliced from 7 exons. The record is from RefSeq and is a predicted model, not a curated record. NCBI's taxonomy places the organism in Eukaryota, Metazoa, Chordata, Mammalia, Rodentia, Heteromyidae. Bases 223 to 2712 code for a protein of 829 amino acids. Gene Ontology annotation, cellular component: plasma membrane; cytoplasm.